AGGAACUGAGGAACUCGGCUGGUGCUGCUGCCCCCCAUCAUGUUAUUGAUCACCAUGUCGGUGUUAGAGGAAAACUGAACCAAGGAGAACCAUCCUGAGCCGAAACGGGGAGUUUAACAUGGCCGGAGAGGAGGAGAGGGGGGUGGUUCGAGUUAAAGUCAAGAAAUGUGAUGGCGUGCUGCCUGUGGAGUUUCGCUCCUUUGCCGUCGAUCCUCAGAUAACGUCACUGGAGGUCCUUCAGCACAUCCUCAUCAGAGCCUUCGAUCUAAACGGGAAGCGUAAUUUCGGGAUCAGUUACCUUUCUCGGGACCGGAGCGGUGCUGAAAUGUAUCUGUCUCUGCUGUCUGACUGGGAUUUGGAUGUGGCCUUUCUCUCUGCAGCCAAGCCACACCUGCAGCUUAAAAUAGACAUCAAACCGUCAGAAGACAGUCCUGUCAUGGAGGACUGGGACAUCAUCAGCCCCAAAGACGUGAUUGGCUCAGAGCAGCUCCUCGCAGAGAAGACCAAGUCUUUGGCGUCUGCAGCUCUCCCGUUCACACAGUCUCUGCUGUCCCAGGUGGGAAAAACCCUGACCAGAGUGCAGCAGGCGUUCAGCUGGACGUACGGCGAGGAGAUCAAACCGUUCAAACCUCCUCUGAGUGACGCUGAGUUUCACAGUUACCUGAACGGACAGGGUCAGUUGACGCGACCUGAGGAGCUCCGGCUGAGGAUCUACCAUGGCGGUGUGGAGCCCUCGCUGCGGAAGGUUGUUUGGCGGUACCUUCUGAACGUUUACCCCGACGGGCUGAGCGGUCAGGAGAGGAUGGACUACAUGAAGAGGAAGACGAGGGAGUACGACCAGCUGAAGAGGGAGUGGACAGCACGGGUCAGCCCUGAGGACCUGGAGUUCAUCCGUGGAAACGUUCUGAAAGACGUCCUGAGGACUGACCGGGCUCAUCCAUACUACGCCGGCUCUGAGGACAGUCCACAUCUGACGGCACUCACAGACCUGCUCACCACGUUCGCCAUCACGCAUCCUCAGAUCUCAUACUGUCAGGGCAUGAGUGACAUCGCCUCCCCUAUCCUCGCUGUGAUGGACAAUGAGGCGCACGCCUUCAUCUGCUUCUGUGGCAUCAUGAAACGUUUAGAGGGGAACUUCCGUCCAGACGGGCAGCUCAUGUCUGUGAAGUUUCAGCACCUGAAGCUGCUGCUGCAGUACUCGGACCCUGAGUUCUACUCUUAUCUGGUGUCCAAAGGAGCUGACGAUCUCUUCUUCUGUUACCGCUGGCUUCUUCUGGAGCUGAAGAGGGAGUUUGCGUUUGACGAUGCUUUGAGGAUGCUCGAGGUUACGUGGAGUUCUCUGCCUCCAGAUCCUCCUGAAACUGAAGUGGAGCUCCUUGGACCGCCACAGGAGGCCGAGGAGACGAUUUCCUGCAGAGACAAAGAAAAGACUGUGGAGAAUUGCCUCGGAGAUGAUAAGCAGCAAAAGGAGAAGCAGCGUAGACGGCACAUGCUGAGGCCUUCUAGAGAAGAACCAGACAUGAGCAGGAGUAACGUGUCGGAGGAAAAAGGGACUGAAAAGGGAAGCGAGGGCAGUGAAUGUCAAACGCCUCAAGGGACCACGGAAAAAUCGGACCUACCAGCUGCUCCGUUUGAGAGACAGACUAGUUUUGGAGAGUUUAAAUAUUACACAGCUAGAAAUGAGGACAGCUUUGAUAUGGAGGACGCUGAGCCGCCACAGGACAUGGUGGUUUCAAAGUCAUCGUCGAGCAUCCAGAGCCGCCAGUCCACGGUGGACAGUGAGGAGGAUCCAGGAGAGAGAACGCCGCUCAUUAAGAACUGUGAAAACGGUCUCUCUCCCGUGUCCUCCCCUCCUCUUUUCCCUAGUGGCCUCCCCAUCUGGAAAACAGCCCCCUCUGCCUCCCCACCAUCCUCAGCGUCACCCUCCAGCUGGCCGGGAGCUUCUCCAGAUUCGCCUCCUAAAGCGACAUCCCCAUCCUCGACAAACGGAAGAGACACCUUCACCAGAACUGUCCAAAAGGUCCUGAGCUCCUCUGCCCAGGUGCUCGGCAGCACAGGGAUCAACUCGCCCACGACCCCGACUCUAAAAACAUCCGUGGCAUCUCCGUCUCACACUCAGAGUCGAUCCCUUCUCUCUUCACCCAUUCUGUCGUUUGGAAGAGGCCCCGCGCUGUCUGGCAACAGGCUAUCCUCCAGCAAUCUCCCGUCACCUGGCAACAAAACCCCCAGCACAGCAGCUAACACGCCCGGAUCUAUGAAAGGCGAGACCACCAGCAUCAAACCGUGCUCGCUGCCGCCUCCUCAGGAGUUUGGCAAAGGAAACCCAUUCAUGCUGUUCCUGUGCCUGUCCAUCCUGCUGGAGCACAGAGACCACAUCAUCAAGAACAGCUUGGAUUACAACGAGAUGGCCAUGCACUUUGACCGCCUCGUGCGGCGCCACAACCUGAGCAGGGUGCUGCAGAGAGCCAAGGCCUUAUUCGCGGACUACCUGCAGAGCGAAGUGUGGGACUCAGAGGAAGGAGACGAGGUCAGCUCGGACUCUCCGACCACAGCCACGGCUGCCCCGCAGUCUCCUUCUUCCACCAUCUCCGCCCGACCCAUCUACAGCCCUUUAGCUUCGCCUCUGGCUUCAUCUCCAAACUCAACCUACAACCUCGCCACCACCAUCCCCUCCCCAACAGCUCCAGUCGCAGUUUCUCCCUCUUCCUGAUUCCUUACAGCAUUCUUCUCCUCCCAUCCUCCUCAGCAGACUGUUCAUUGGAGGUGCAGAACUUUUUCAAACAGCCUCCCAUGUUGGACUGAGCUGUUUAUAAUCUCAUUCUGUGUAUGCUUGAAUACAUUUAUUCCUUA
Molecule: messenger RNA, 2850 nt
Organism: Cheilinus undulatus (humphead wrasse)
Lineage: Eukaryota; Metazoa; Chordata; Actinopteri; Labriformes; Labridae
Gene: tbc1d25
Product: TBC1 domain family, member 25
Exons: 7
Coding region: 119-2710 (863 amino acids)
Biological process (GO): activation of GTPase activity; regulation of autophagosome maturation
Cellular component (GO): autophagosome
Molecular function (GO): GTPase activator activity
Source: RefSeq, a predicted model, not a curated record